CCGGGAAGGUCGCCGCGGUGACUCCGCCAUGUUGUCCGUGGCCGCCCGCGCCGGGCCCUUCGCGCCCUUCGUGUCCGCCGCGGCCCACGCCGUGCCCAGCCCGCUCCGGCCGCUCGCCCCGGCGGCCGCAAGGAGCCAGCAAAAAGUGCCGCUCGACCCCAAGCGGCCCUUGCUCUGCCGGGAAUCUCUGAGCGGCCGCGCCGCCCGCGGGGGGCUCGUCGCCAGCGCCAGCCUGAACGGGGCAUUCCUAUAUUCCUGGGAAAGGGCAGUGCCUCGGAGAAGAUGCUCGGUAGCAUUAGUGCCACAGGCUUCACCUGACCCCAUAAAGGCCCCUGCCAGUGUUCGCUGUGUCCACAACGAUGUCGCAGUCCCUGACUUCUCUGCCUAUCGCCGCCAGGACGUGCAAGAUCCCGCUGCGUCUUCCCAGGGCAGCAGUGAUUCUAGGAAAGGCUUUUCCUACCUGAUGACUGCAACGACAUGUGUAGCAACUGCCUACGCUGCCAAGAAUGUUGUCACCCAGUUCAUUUCCAGCCUGAGUGCCUCUGCUGAUGUGCUAGCCUUGUCAAAGAUCGAGAUCAAGUUAUCUGACAUUCCAGAAGGCAAGAACAUGGCUUUCAAGUGGAGAGGGAAGCCCCUGUUUGUGCGCCACAGAACCCAGGCAGAGAUUAAACAGGAAGCUGAAGUUGAUUUGGCUCAACUGAGGGAUCCGCAGCAUGACUUAGACAGAGUGAAGAAGCCCGAGUGGGUGAUCCUGAUAGGUGUGUGCACCCACCUGGGCUGUGUGCCCAUUGCCAACUCCGGGGAUUUCGGUGGGUAUUACUGCCCCUGCCACGGCUCCCACUAUGACGCCUCUGGCAGGAUCAGGAAAGGUCCCGCUCCCUUAAACCUUGAGGUUCCAACUUACCAGUUUGUUGGUGAUGACAUGGUGGUGGUUGGCUGAGAGACGAGGUGCCUGCUCACUCCCAUGCUCCUGUGAAUGUACAAAAGGGUUACCUGAGGCUCUGGCACACUGUAAAACCUAAAUCCUAACGAGAUUAGCUGUCUAGGUUCUCAACCAGAACUAUGUUCGAAUACUUGCCUGUGUUCAAUUUUAAUAAAAUCUUGGAGUGAGCACUUGUUCCUGA
This is a messenger RNA of Pipra filicauda (Wire-tailed manakin), 1124 nucleotides long. Its product is annotated as cytochrome b-c1 complex subunit Rieske, mitochondrial. Gene Ontology annotation, biological process: mitochondrial electron transport, ubiquinol to cytochrome c. The record is from RefSeq and is a predicted model, not a curated record. Gene Ontology annotation, cellular component: membrane. The coding region runs from base 29 to 940 and encodes 303 amino acids. NCBI's taxonomy places the organism in Eukaryota, Metazoa, Chordata, Aves, Passeriformes, Pipridae. Gene Ontology annotation, molecular function: 2 iron, 2 sulfur cluster binding; quinol-cytochrome-c reductase activity. The transcript has 3 exons.